Molecule: messenger RNA, 1117 nt
Organism: Actinia tenebrosa (Australian red waratah sea anemone)
Lineage: Eukaryota; Metazoa; Cnidaria; Anthozoa; Actiniaria; Actiniidae
Product: endonuclease III-like protein 1
Biological process (GO): base-excision repair, AP site formation; nucleotide-excision repair; base-excision repair
Cellular component (GO): nucleus
Molecular function (GO): oxidized pyrimidine nucleobase lesion DNA N-glycosylase activity; DNA-(apurinic or apyrimidinic site) endonuclease activity; DNA binding
Source: RefSeq, a predicted model, not a curated record
GUCAUACGAUACCAGACCCUCUUGUCUCUGAUGCUUUCUAGUCAGACUAAGGAUGCUGUAACAAGUGCAGCAAUGGAGAAGUUGAAAGCUCAUGGAUGCACAGUAGAAAACAUCCUGGCAACACCUGACGAAAAAAUUGGAGAACUGAUUUUCCCCGUGGGUUUCUGGAAAAAAAAAAUUGGUUACAUCAAGAAAGCCACCAAGAUAUGCCAAGAACAGUACAACAGCGAUAUCCCCUCUUCAAUCAAGGGGUUGGUUUCUUUACCUGGAGUUGGUCCUAAAAUGGCUUAUAUUUGUAUGAAUGUUGCAUGGGAGAAGUUAACUGGAAUCGGAGUUGAUACUCAUGUUCAUAGGAUAUGUAAUAGGCUUGGAUGGGUGAAGAAGCCUACAAAAUUACCUGAGGAAACUAGAUUAGCUGUAGAGGAAUGGCUGCCAAGGGAAGAAUGGAGUGACCUAAAUGUGUUGCUAGUAGGGUUUGGUCAACAGACAUGCCAGCCGGUCAAACCAAAGUGUAUUACAUGUCUAAACUGUAAAAUAUGUCCAGAAGGAAGAAGACAGACUAAAGGAAAAGCAGUUGGGUGAACUUAAGGAUCUAAAACCUUUAAAUAUACCAUUAAGAAAUGAAAAAAUGUUUUUAGUUGAGAAGAUGUAAAUAUUAGACAGAUUCUACACAGAAACCAAAAAUAGUUUUUGUCUUAAACUUGCUAGUACUUGAGGACUGCACUGUUAUAAAAAGUUUGCUAGAAAACCAUAUUGACAAGACCUUAAAUUAAAAUUGUUGAGUGAGUGGAUUCAAUCAUCUUGCUCAUAGUUUUAUAUAAUUUUUUAGAACCAAAUACAAGUAAGCUAAUUGCAGUAACAGGUCAUAUGAACCACUACUCCACCUUAAUCCUUGUUUUUAGUUAAAGCUUUUACAGUUAUAAUCUUAACUAAUCUGAAGCGUUAUCUUUUUGUUGUCUUGUGGUUAGAAAAUAAAUUCUGAUUUGCCAAAGAACAAUAGAACAGUCCUAGAAUAUUUCUAGGUGCCUACAAUAUUUUGAUUAGCACUGUAAUUGUGACGUCACUUGUAUGGCAAAAUGAUUUCUAAGUCCAAAUAAACUAAAAGCAAAUCUAUAAA